UUCUUAGACUGGUGUGGCAAUGCAUUAAUGCAGUACUGUCUCGGGUACUGUGCAUAAUGCGGUAGUACUGUUUAAGAGGUAGCUAUGGAGAUUUAAGGUAAGGUCAACACUUCAAUAAGCUAGAAAAAAAGCUCCACAUCCCAGACAUGGCUUCUUCAAAAUUACGGAUUGAUAACUAUACAUGGAUCCGCCCUUCCAUUCUGCUGAAAAUUGCAGUAAUUUUUUUCUACAUUUUCUUGAUCUCGUCCCCGUCUUUUUCAUCGUCGUCCGGCGAUCUGUUCGUUAACUUCUAUCAAACUUCAUGCCCUGGAGCUGAAUUUAUGGUUAGGAACACAGUGAGAGAAGCUUCAAACAAUGACCUAACAAUCCCCGGAAAAUUGCUUAGGCUGCUUUUCCAUGACUGCAUAGUGGAGGGUUGUGAUGGAUCAAUACUAUUAGAUGGAAAAGAGACAGAGAAAAGUGAUCCGGCAAAUACUUCACUCGGAGGAUUUUCAGUGGUGGCGGCAGCCAAAGAAUUGCUUGAAUUGUUUUGUCCAUCAACAGUUUCUUGUGCUGAUAUCAUUACUUUGGCUGCUAGAGAUGCUGUUGCAAUUUUUGGAGGACCUAGUGUGGAGGUUCCAACUGGAAGAAGAGAUGGAAGGGUUUCCUUAGCUUCAAAUGUGAGGCCUAACAUGGUAGACACAAGUUUCACCAUGGAUCAGAUGACUCAAUUGUUUACUUCCAAAGGCUUGUCUUUGGAUGAUCUUGUUGUUCUUUCAGGAGCGCACACGAUCGGAGCUGCCCAUUGUAAUGCAUUCAGUGAUAGAUUCCAAGAAAAUUCAAAGGGAGAGCUAACACUGGCUGACAAAGCUUUAGACAAAGUCUUUGCAUCAGAGUUAAUGAAACGAUGCCCCACGAGUGCGAGUUCAUCCGUAACUGUCAACAAUGAUCCCGGAACAUCAUUUGUGUUCGACAACCAGUACUAUAAAAAUCUUAUAGCUCAUAAGGGUUUGUUUCAGUCCGAUUCAGUUUUGUUCAGUGAUGCAAGAACAAAGAAGCUAGUGGAAGAGCUUUCUGACAAUCAAGAUACAUUUUUUCAGAAAUGGGGAGAUUCAUUUGUAAGACUUAGCAAUAUAGGAGUUAAAACAGGUGACCAAGGGGAGAUAAGAAGAUCAUGUAAUGUCAUUAACCAAUAAAUAACAUUGUGAUAUCUUACUGUUAGAUUUUCAGUUCCACAUUCUUUAGGAGUGUUACAAUUUUUGAUUUGUA
Papaver somniferum (opium poppy) is the source of this 1248-nucleotide messenger RNA. RefSeq names its product peroxidase 46-like. The record is from RefSeq and is a predicted model, not a curated record. NCBI's taxonomy places the organism in Eukaryota, Viridiplantae, Streptophyta, Magnoliopsida, Ranunculales, Papaveraceae. Gene Ontology annotation, biological process: hydrogen peroxide catabolic process; response to oxidative stress. Bases 147 to 1175 code for a protein of 342 amino acids. The transcript has 4 exons. Gene Ontology annotation, molecular function: heme binding; peroxidase activity.